AUGAUUCCGGGUUCCACGUUCCUUCGCCCUCGGCAAGGGGGGCCUGUUGCUCACGUGUCUCCCGCCCCCGAAAGCGUGACCAUGUUGACUGUUUCCCGAGCUCUGCAGGGACACAGAAUCCUCCAGCGAAGCGUGGAAAAGCAGCAUCGUGACUUCGCUCUCCUUUCCAGUUUCCAAACCGGCAACAGUGGAGAAUCCCCUUGUUGCAGGAAACAGGAAUCCGUCGUCAGGCCAACUACUGGAGAGCCUCAGAGAGCCAGCCCCCGAAGCCCCUCUUUCCCCUCCAAUCCGGCCCUACACCCACCCACCCCACAAGGACCUGGUCCCUGCGGUUUUCGGCUUCGGAGGGCGGGCUACCCCGGGAACUUGGGCCCCGAGCUCAUGUAUAUUCAUAAAGCGGUGGAGGUGGUAGGUCUUUCUAAGGGCCUCCAGGCUGCACCUGCCGCAGCGCUCCUCCGAGCCUUUGAGAAGGAUCGCUUUCCAGGCAUCGCCGCCCGGGAAGAGCUGGCCAGAGAGACGGGCCUCCCGGAGUCCAGGAUUCAGAUCUGGUUUCAGAAUCGGAGGGCCAGGCACCCGGGACAGGGUGGCAGGGCGCCCGCGCAGGCAGGCGGCCUGUGCAACGCGGCCCCCGGCGGGUGUCACCCUGCUCCCUCGUGGGUCGCCUUCGCCCACACCGGCGCGUGGGGAACGGGGCUUCCCGCACCCCACGUGCCCUGCGCGCCUGGGGCUCUCCCACAGGGGGCUUUCGUGAGCCAGGCAGCGAGGGCCGCCCCCGUGCUGCAGCCCAGCCGGGCCGCGCCGGCAGAGGGGAUCUCCCAACCUGCCCCGGCGCGCGGGGAUUUUGCCUACGCCGCCCCGGCUCCUCCGGAAGGGGCGCUCUCCCACCCUCAGGCUCCUCGGUGGCCUCCGCACCCGGGCGAAAGCCGGGAGGACCGGGACCCGCAGCGCGACGGCCUGCCGGGCCCUUGCGCGGUGGGACAGCCUGGGCCCGCUCAAGCGGGGCCGCAGGGCCAAGGUGUGCUUGCGCCACCCACGUCCCAGGGGAGCCCGUGGUGGGGCUGGGGCCGGGGUCCCCAGGUCGCCGGGGCGGCGUGGGAACCCCAAGCCGGGGCAGCUCCACCUCCCCAGCCCGCGCCCCCGGAGGCCUCCGCGCGGCAGGGGCAGAUGCAAGGCAUCCCGGCGCCCUCCCAGGCGCUCCAGGAGCCGGGGCGCUCGUCUGCACUCCCCUGCGGCCUGCUGCUGGAUGAGCUCCUGGCGAGCCCGGAGUUUCUGCAGCAGGCGCAAGCUUUCCUAGAAACGGAGGCCCCGGGGGAGCUGGAGGCCUCGGAAGAGGCCGCCUCGCUGGAAGCACCCCUCAGCGAGGAAGAAUACCGGGCUCUGCUGGAGGAGCUUUAGGACGCGGGGUUGGGACGGGGUCGGGUGGUUCGGGGCAAGGGCGGUGGCCUCUCUUUCCCGGGGAACACCUGGCUGGCUACGGAGGGGCAUGUCUUCGCCCCGCCCCCGCCACCGGGCUGACCGGCCUGGGAUUCCUGCCUUCUAGGUCUAGGCCCGGUGAGAGACUCCACACAGCGGAGAACGGCCAUUCUUUCCUGGGCAUCCCGGGGAUCCCAGAGCCGGCCCAGGUACCAGCAGGUGGGCCGCCUACUGCGCACGCGCGGGUUUGCGGGUUUGCGGGCAGCCGCCUGGGCUGUGGGAGCAGCCCGGGCAGAGCUCUCACGCCUUCCCACCACUCCACCCCGCCGCCUGACCGCCCCCUCCCCACCCCCACCCCCCACCCCCGGAAAAUGCGUCGUCCCCUGGGCUGGGUGGAGACCCGCGUCCCGCGGAACACCGGGCCCGCGCAGCGUCCAGGCCUGACACCGCUCCGGCGGCUCUCGCCUCCUCUGCGCCUCCGCGCCACCGCGCCACCGUCGCCCGCCCGCCCGGGCCCCUGCAGCCUCCCAGCUGCCAGCACGGAGCGCCUGGCGGCGGAACGCAGACCCCAGGCCCGGCGCACACCGGGGACGCUGAGCGUUCCAGGCGGGAGGGAAGGCGGGCAGAGAUGGAGAGAGGAACGGGAGACCUAGAGGGGCGGAAGGAUGGGCGGAGGGACGUUAGGAGGGAGGGAGGGAGGGAGGCAGGCAGGGAGGCAGGGAGGAACGGAGGGAAAGACAGAGCGACGCAGGGACUGGGGGCGGGCGGGAGGGAGCCGGGGACAGAGGGAGGAAGGCAGGGAGGAAAAGCGGUCUUCGGCCUCCGGGAGUAGCGGGACCCCCGCCCUCCGGGAAAACGGUCAGCGUCCGGCGCGGGCUGAGGGCUGGGCCCACAGCCGCCGCCUCGCCGGGCGGCCGGCGGGGCACUCAUUCGCCCCGGUUCCGUGGCCCAGGGAGGGAGUGGGCGGUUUCCUCAGGGACAAAAGACCGGGACUCGGGUUGCCGUCGGGUUUUCACCCGCGCGGUUCACAGACCGCACAUCCCCAGGCUGAGCCCUGCAACGCAGCGCGAGGCCGACAGCCCCGACCACGGAGGAGCCACACGCAGGACGACGGAGGCGUGAUUUUGGUUUCCGCGUGGCUUUGCCCUCUGCAAGGCGGCCUGUUGCCCACGUCUCUCCGGCCCCCGAAAGGCUGGCCAUGCUGACUGUUUGCUCCCGGAGCUCUGCGGGCACCCGGAAACAUGCAGGGAAGGGUGGAAGCCCGGCAUGGUGCCUUCGCUCUCCUUGCCAGCUUCCAAACCGGCCACACUGCAGACUCCCCAUGUUGCCGCACACGGGAAUCCAUCGUCAGGCCAUCACGCCGGGGAGGCAUCUCCUCUCUGGGGUCUCGCUCUGCUCUUCUACGUGGAAAUGAACGAGAGCCACACGCCUGCGUGUGUGAGACUGUCCCGGCAACGGCGACACCAACAGGCAUUGCCUCCUUCACGGAGAGAGGGCCUGGAACACUCAAGACUCCCACGGAGGUUCAGUUCCACACUCCCCUCCACCCUCCCAGGCUGGUUGCUCCCUGCUGCAGACGCGUGGGAGCCCAGAGAGCGGCUUCCCGUUCCCGCCGGAUCCCUGGAGAGGUCCGGAGAGCCAGCCCCCAAAACGCGCCCCCCUCACCCCUUCCCCCUCUCCCCCUUCCUCUUCGUCUCUCCGGCCCCACCACCACCACCACCACCACGCCCUCCCCCACCCCCCCUCCCACCACCACCACCAUCCCGCCGGCC
This is a messenger RNA of Pan troglodytes (chimpanzee), 3185 nucleotides long. Its product is annotated as double homeobox protein 4-like protein 4. The record is from RefSeq and is a predicted model, not a curated record. Gene Ontology annotation, molecular function: RNA polymerase II transcription regulatory region sequence-specific DNA binding; DNA-binding transcription factor activity, RNA polymerase II-specific. Gene Ontology annotation, biological process: regulation of transcription by RNA polymerase II. Lineage: Eukaryota; Metazoa; Chordata; Mammalia; Primates; Hominidae. The transcript is spliced from 2 exons. Gene Ontology annotation, cellular component: nucleus. Bases 1 to 1395 code for a protein of 464 amino acids.